Xyrauchen texanus (razorback sucker) is the source of this 1541-nucleotide messenger RNA. It is a transcript of the gene dctn3, whose product is annotated as dynactin 3 (p22). Gene Ontology annotation, cellular component: dynactin complex. Lineage: Eukaryota; Metazoa; Chordata; Actinopteri; Cypriniformes; Catostomidae. The transcript is spliced from 8 exons. The record is from RefSeq and is a predicted model, not a curated record. The coding region runs from base 232 to 795 and encodes 187 amino acids. Gene Ontology annotation, biological process: cytoskeleton-dependent cytokinesis.
UGGGUCUCUCCCCUAAAACACACAGCAAUGAAUGAGGGUCGCUCAACUGGUGCAAUCAUUGUAUUAUAAUCUUUCAGUCCACUGAGUUUGUUUUGCUUCCUCUUCACUCGGUACACUGGCUGGAGGACUCUGGUGGUGGCAGCACGGGCGGCAGGCAGCGUCGUAACCGCUGCUGGUAACUCGUAGAAGAAGUCGAAAUUCCGGAUUGGAGAACAGCGACAAGAAAACAGAAUGGAAGAGAAUAAUAAUCUCGAGAAUCUGGACGCACGUCUUCAAGUGCUGGAAAAACGCAUUUACGGCGAAAGAGAAGGAAAAAACAAUAAGCCCGUGAAGUGUGCUGAAUCGCUGGCAAGGAUCAGUGCUGCUCUGGCAAACACCGCAAACAAGAGAGAGCGUGUCAAGAUCCUUCACAAGAAAAUUGAAGAUUUGCUCAAGUAUUUAGACCCACAGUUCCCUGACUUCAUUGCCAUGCCGGAUGCAAUGAAACUGGAGUUUAUUCUGGCAGAGGAAGAGUUUUUGCGAUCUCAGGCUACACUACUGGAGAAGGUGCACAAUUUGCAACCACUUCUGGACAGUAAUCACAUUAAAGCGGUUCCAGAUCUGACCACUAAAGUGCAGCGGCUAUCACAAAGUCACAUUCAACAGCAGGACCAGAAUGAAGAGAUGUCUGGUGAAGUGAAAAGGCUGUUUGAAGAAUACAACAAAAUGAUGUUUCUUUUAUCAAAACAGUUCUCACAGUGGGAUGAAACCCUUCGGAAGCUGGAAGGAUCCAAGCAAGGCCAACAGAUAGAUUAGGAUAGUAAUACAUAAAUUGAUGUUUCAUUGUAGAAUGUUGCAUUUUGCACUCUGGUAAUGUUUUUGCCUAUUUCUCUUUAUCAGUGAUAUGAUUAAUAUUUAAAAACAAACAAACACUAUUAUUACUUAAAAUAUACAGUUUUUAUUAAGUUUUGGUAAGUAAUAAUGUAAAGAAAUGGUCCUCUUACUGCAUUAUUAACAAUGACAUGCUCCAAACCUUCUCCUAUAAGAGUUGGGAAAUCUUCAUUUUUGGAACUCUUUUUGUUCUUAUUUAUUCCAGCAAUUUUUAGGAUGUUUGGUGUGUAUGAAGGUGGCAUUUUUGUAUGGCAUUUUUCCAGCUAAUAGAAGUGACCAUAAAUAAACCAAAAAAGGACAAAUAAAGUGCUGUAGUUGUAUUUGUCAUUUUACAUAUUUUACUAUGUAAAUGUACUAAUAUACAUUUCCCAGUUUGUGAGCAUGAUGAACACAAGCUGACCCACUUUAACAGCUUAAAGUAUUACAAUCAAAUGGCAUGACACGACACAAGACAUGAGAAUACUUUUGUCUUAUCCUUGAAUGUCUUUUUUUUUUUUUACAUUGUUAUGGAAUGCAAACUUUUCUUUUAAAAGUACAACACACACAUAUCUGUGAAAAUAUUGUCAUUUCAGACUGCGUUCAAUUUCAAUACACACAACAUUUUUAUUAUAUUUUUGUUGGUUAUUUUUGGGUGAAAACAACACAACUAAUUUACAUGAGUUAUAUAAAAU